Molecule: messenger RNA, 2042 nt
Organism: Vitis riparia (riverbank grape)
Lineage: Eukaryota; Viridiplantae; Streptophyta; Magnoliopsida; Vitales; Vitaceae
Exons: 8
Coding region: 204-1718 (504 amino acids)
Molecular function (GO): protein binding; DNA binding
Source: RefSeq, a predicted model, not a curated record
GUGACUGAACCGGACGUUGGCUGGGCUCGUUAGUGUUCUUUCCACAGCUUCCCUCCGUCUGCCGGGCGGAGCCACCACAUUUUUCGUCCGUUAAUUGACAGAAACAAAGGGUGUAAUUUUCAAUGUUCUCCUCAGGAUAGAAAAAACAGUUUGAGCUUUUUGCAGGCAGAACCAUCUGAUUUAGAUAUAUAGACAUUGAUGAUAUGGACAAGAAAGUGGAAAAUGUGCCCUUCAUAUGGAUGGAGGAAACCAAGGAGCAGUUUUACACUCCAAUGAAGAGUAAAAGAAAGUUCAAAUCCAAGAAAAAGGAGUUCGUUGGGUGGGGAUCAAAGCCACUCAUUGAAUUUCUUCAAUCAAUCGGUAAAGACACAAGCCAAAACCUCUCUCACUAUGAUGUUACUGCCAUCAUCAACACAUACGUCAAUGAGAACAGCCUCUUUCACCCCAAAAGAAAGAAGACAGUUGUGUGUGAUGAGAAGCUCCAUUCUCUUUUGGGAAGAAAAUCCGUGAGCCGUUUCAAAAUUCACGACAUGCUUGAACCGCACUUUGUGGGUAAUCAAGAGGAAGCUGAAUCCGGGGAUGAGCUUUUCUACAGUUCGGAUGAAGAGGAGGACAAUGUAUGUGCAACCCGGAAACAACAUAGUCUUCGAAAGAAAAAGGUUGUAGAAACUCCAAAAAGCUGUUUUGCUGCUAUUGUUCCCGAAAAUAUUAAGUUGGUUUAUCUGAGGAGGAGUUUAGUUGAGAAUCUUAUAAAGAAACCGGAAGAAUUUGAAGAUAAAGUGGUCGGAAGCAUUGUGAGGGUCAAAUGUGAUCCAAAUGAUUACCUUCAGAAAAAUUCUCACCAGCUUGUGCGAGUUGCAGGCAUAAGGAAGGUCUCUGGAACUGAUGGCAAUACAGAGAGUCUCCUUCAAGUCUCCAAUUCAGUUAAAGACAUUCACAUUUGCAUGCUGUCAGAUGAUAAAUUCUCUGAGGAAGAGUGCAAGGAUUUUCAGCAAAGAAUGAAAGAUGGCUUGCUCAAGAGGCUCACUGUUGUAGAGCUUAAACAGAAGGCCCAAAGAUUGCAUGAGGAUAUAACAAAGCAUUGGAUAGCAAGAGAACUUGAUUUGCUACAAAACCUCAUUGAUCGUGCCAAUGAGAAGGGAUGGCGCAAAGAGCUGUUUGAGUACCUUGAAAGAAGGCAAUUGCUUCAGACGGAAUCAGAACAGUCACGGCUGUUGCUUGAGGUUCCAGACAUUGUUGCAGAAGAGAUAGAAUUGGAAGCAGAACCAGAGGAGUUCUCAAAUAAUGCAAAAGCAGGAAAUGACCCUUUGAUAAGACCAAUCCCAGAGAAGAUUUCAGAUAGUCUUAUGUAUAGUUCAGCAGUUGAGCCUGUAUCAACCCAGAUAUCUGGUGGCAUGGAUGCUGCAGGCCAAUACCUCACAGGUACACCACGUUAUGGUUCAUUUAAGGCCACUGAGGUGAUUGAAUUGACAGACGAUGAAGACAAACAAGAGGAUCAAAUUGGAGAAAACCAGAGUGUUGGUGAGCAUCUUGGAAGCUUGAUAUGGUAUUACCUGGAUCCACAAGGACAAACACAAGGCCCUUUCUCAACAGCAUCGUUAAAACGUUGGAGUGAUGCAGAAUACUUUCCUCCAGACUUCAAGGUCUGGAAGAAGGGUGAGAACCAAGAGAAUUCUGUGUUACUGAGUAACAUGCUUCACCAGAGUUAUACAGAUUGAUAGAGGAAAAAAUAAAAAUAAAAAUAAAAAAUGAAAAAGAUAAGGUCCAGCGAUUGUACAGCUUCGGGUUUGUGUGUAAAAAUUUUGUCCGAGAGACCUUUUGACUGGACUUCUGUAUUUUUCAUAGUAGCAAGAGCAUAAAUUUUGCCGGUUGACAGUGUCAUGUUCAUUUUUUUUAGUUCAAAAAUGAAAGCCUGUUAGACCAAACGGUUUAUUCUAACAAUUUCAUGUACCCAUGAUUGACAUUUGAUUAGCCUGUAAGCAGUCCAUCCAUGAACCAGAGAGAAACUUGAAAUAAAUGAUUAGCCUUCUCUUGCUCAAAAA